AUGCCCUCUCUUGUGGUGAACAGCGAAGGUAUUGAAUUAUUCUACUAUGACACUGGCGUACCCGCCGUCUCUGAGCCUGGCAAGCCUUACAAGACGCUCUUCGUCGUGCACGGCAUGGGAUACAAUGGCCUGAUCUACAAGAAGGUGCAAGCCCUCGGCCUCGCCUCGGGCAUGCGCAUCGUAGCCAUAAAUCGCCGCGGCUACUCAGGCUCGACUCCCCUCUCUCCUGCCGAGCUCGCCGUAUCGGCCACGGGCGGCACGGAAGAUGCGAAAGAAGCAUUCAUCACCGCGCGUGGUUUGGAGAUGGCGAACUUCAUCGACAGAUUUGUCCAGCAGCAAAAUAUUCCCCCGAUUACUGAGGAUGGUAAGGGCGGCGGGGUGGGGCUGCUGGGGUGGUCUUCCGCUGUGCCCGUCGUUCUCUCUGCUGUCGCAAAUUUAGACAAGCUGCCGACUGACGUUCAAGAGCGUUUGGCCCGUUAUCUUCGUGCUCUGAUCCUAGAAGAGCCGCCGUCAAUGGCUGUCGGCCAGCCGCCCGCCGAAGGCAGCUGGAGCGUCUACGUCGACCCGACGAUCCCAGAGAAGGACAAGAACCAACUCCACACCCUCUGGGUCUCCGCGUACUUCACACACGGCGACCUUGCGGCGCGAGAUCCCGCGCUCCUUUCGCACUGCGCGCCGUCGCUGCACCGCCGGCCGAGCAUCUUCGGCUUCAGUGCUGACGACAAAGCGCAGAUCGUUGAGGCAACCUUCAUGGAAGGCCCACUGCUUUAUCAUGCACUGCCGCAGCAGCGCAAUGUCUACCGAAAGGCGUGCUUUGACCGCGCUGUGCGCGCGAGACUGCCGCGUAUGAAGGUGUGGGCGAUGGUGGGUGAUAGUACCGGAUCGUUUGCUAUCGGUGCGUGGUGGUCGAUGCAAGACGAUGACAAGGACAACGGGGGCGGUUUGAUCCAAUUCAAGGUAACACCAGGCGCAAAUCAUAUGAUCCAGUGGGACGACCCUGACAAGGCGGUGGCGAACUAUCUGGAAGCUAUGGCUUAG
Molecule: messenger RNA, 1038 nt
Organism: Sparassis crispa
Lineage: Eukaryota; Fungi; Basidiomycota; Agaricomycetes; Polyporales; Sparassidaceae
Exons: 4
Coding region: 1-1038 (345 amino acids)
Source: RefSeq, a predicted model, not a curated record